AUGGACAAGAUGUCAUCAGGAAGCUGGAAUGCUGGGAAGAAAAAUGCAUAUACAGCAGUCAAAGUAGAUCCUGAUGAGGAUUAUUGUACCCCAGGGGCAUUUGAACUGGAGAGGCUCUUGUGGAAGGGCUGCCCACAGUACACUCAUGUCAAUGAAGUCUGGCCCAACCUCUACAUAGGAGACGAGAAAACGGCACUGGACCGCUACAGCCUGGAGAAGGCGGGGUUCACGCACAUCCUGAACGCGGCGCACGGGCAGCGCAACGUGGACACAGGAGCGCGCUACUACAGCAGCAUGGCCCUGCAGUACCACGGCGUGGAGGCUGACGACCUCCCCACCUUCGACCUCAGCCAGUUCUUCUACUCGGCUUCCAAAUUCAUUGAUAAUGCACUUCAGGAUGAAAGAAGCAAGGUGCUGGUUCACUGCGCCAUGGGCCGCAGCCGCUCUGCCACGCUGGUCCUGGCUUACCUGAUGAUCCACAAGAACAUGACGGUGGUGGAUGCCAUCGAGCAGGUGGCAAGGCACCGCUGCAUCAUGCCAAACAGGGGCUUCCUGAAGCAGCUGAGAGAGCUGGACAUAGAGCUGGCACUGCAGAGGAGGAACAGCAAGAACAGCCUAGCACCUGCUGAGCAGCAGAACAGCACCACCAUCUAGCACUGCCCUGGCACAGCUGUGCUGCUGGAAAAGAAACUCCGUAAAAGGAGGGGAGGGGGAAGUGUAGUUAAUUACAGAGUCACAGGGAUCAUUUGUUAUUUGCUAGGGAAAAAACCCAAAGUCAUUUCAAAUACAAUGUCAAGAUGAGAAAGAAGGGAAGCCAAACUUAAAAUUCAUCAUCUUAGAAAGUUCCAGCCUUAGCAGAAUUCUUUGUUACAUCAACAAAUAAGUUUUUCUCUCUGCAAAAAAAAUCAAACAUUUACAACACAAAAGCAAGCACAACUAAAAACUCUCUUCUAGCUAAGUACUCCCAAAAUUGUGAUCCUAACUCAA
Zonotrichia leucophrys gambelii is the source of this 987-nucleotide messenger RNA. RefSeq names its product dual specificity phosphatase 29 (gene DUSP29). Gene Ontology annotation, molecular function: MAP kinase phosphatase activity; protein tyrosine/serine/threonine phosphatase activity. Bases 1 to 654 code for a protein of 217 amino acids. The transcript has 3 exons. The record is from RefSeq and is a predicted model, not a curated record. Gene Ontology annotation, biological process: protein dephosphorylation; negative regulation of MAPK cascade. Gene Ontology annotation, cellular component: cytoplasm. Lineage: Eukaryota; Metazoa; Chordata; Aves; Passeriformes; Passerellidae.